UCAAGACACAAACGAGUCUGCAAAGUGGGAGUACAUGCUCAUGUGAUCUAAAACUUCUGACUUUCUGAGGAGGAACUCAAACUGUUUCCGAAGGACUCUCUGCAAAAAAGCACCUCUGGGUGGGCGUACUGUACAAGCCUAAGCCAGCACAUGAGACACGGGGACGGAGGAAGACACGCAGGCAAGGCAGUAAGAGUUUGGAAAUGUCAAAUCCGUGGUCGGUGUUGGAGUUUACAGCGCGCUCCACAUAGCCAAUCAUUUGGCUGCAGUCAGCUCAGCCUCUGCCGGAGUUGUUUUGGAGCCUGAGCCCAGUGUGAUACUGUGCGUAAAAUCUACCUGUCAGACGCAACAGCGGUGCCAUGGCGGGCAGAGCUCAGCGAGCAAAGUCCGUUCGCUCACAGGCGGAAUAACUUCCUUUUUAACGGAUGCCAUAUGUUGUGCUGCGAAGACAGUUUACCCAGAAAUAAUCGAAUGAUAAUGUGAUGUAUAAAGGUGGCUGCGUCCGUCUCCAUCGACUCAGUUGCGCCGAGGAAUGAUGCUGAACCAAGCUGCCGGAGGAUUUUCCACUACAGCUACCAGACUGCCAAAGCUUUUGGACUGAUCCACCAGACAUUUGACGCAGCCAUCAUGGAGAGCCUGAGUGAGCUUCAGAACCCCCUGCUAGACAAAACGAGCAGACACGUGGUGCACAACGAUUACCAGGGUUACCAGUGUGACUACCCAAGCCAGCCUUACCAAGACAGCCUCAUUGGCUACUACUACACUGACACUAAUGGGAAGCAUAAGGCUCAACAGUUCCUGGAUGCCACAUCCCUGCAUCUAGCUGUAGAGGCCUUCUACAGGCCUAACUUUAUCCUGUACAAGGAUGACGUGAGUCUUCACAGCAAGGACUCCAAGAGCGAGAGCUUUGAGACUACUUUCACAGAGAGUAAGGACACCAUGUUGGAUGGAGUUUCCACAGACAACCCUCAGGACAACUCAGAGAGGGAAGGAGAGAAGGAUGAGAAGAUCCAGACGGUGUCGUACGAAGUGGAGGAGGAGCAGGGCCCUGAGUAUGAGAGUGACAGCUCCAGUGACAGCGAGAGUGAGGACAACUUCAUCGUGCUGCCCCCUCGGGACUACCUGGGCCUAGCCAUCUUCUCCAUGCUCUGCUGCUUCUGGCCCUUGGGCAUCGUUGCCUUUUACUACUCUCACAAGACUGGCAAGGCCAUCGCUAAGGGAGACUUCUCCAGAGCAGGAAUGAGCUCCAGAAGAGCUCUAUUCCUGGCUGCCCUUUCCAUCACCAUUGGAACAGGGAUGUAUGUGGGGGUGGUUGUGGCCCUCAUAGCCUACCUGUCCAAACCUGGACACGUAUAGCACUGGGACCUGUUUGCUUGGGGGGAGUAAAUAGAAAGAAGAGGCAAGACGUGAUGAAGGGAAAAGACUAGGUUGUACAGAUCUCUUCACCUCUCCUGAAGGCGCGUGCCUGUGCUGCUACUUGGUUGCCGGUGAAAAGAAGAAGCUGUAUGACAAGAAAAGACUCAACUGGAAAGAGAGAGAAAACAAGACACAACAAGAUGUGUGGAUGGAGGUUUUCUUGGACUGCAUAUUGAUCCAGAGUGAAUCUUUACUUCUGGGAUGCAACACUCCCAAGGUAUUCCACCACGCAAUGAAGAGAAACAGAGCUGAGAAACUACUUUUCCAUUAAGGCUGUGAUGUACUUGUAUGUUAGAUUAUAAACUGAGCUCAUAUUAAAGAACUACCUAACUUUUACUGCAUUAGUCAUUUACAGCAAUUUUGUUUAACCUUUAUAGUAGAUGCAUAUCCUCUGUCAGCACUAUCGCAGAUCGUGUAUUGCCCACCUUCUGAUUUCUUGGAAAAACAGUCAGCCAGUGGGUUUUUGUGUGAUUGUUUAUUCAAGAAAUAUACAAGAAAUUGAUUCAGUCAGUAAACAGAGAGAUGAAAAUAAACAACAGUGAUUGUCACAGUGUACACAAAGUUGCUGAACAGCAGUCAAAAAAGUUAUUUGUGUUUAUUGUGUACUGUAACAUUAGUCAAUAAAUAACUACAUUUGGCAUGAAUAAUGAAACGUCCUCUGCCAUGUCUUUCAUUCUCUUAUUCAUCAUCUCUUUGAGAGCAAUGUCUGCAUCCUACUUUUAGCCCAACUGCUACUUCUGCAGUUGCCAUGAGGUAAGUGGAAAUAUCAAUGAAUCAACUCAACUCAAUCAGCUAAACAUG
This is a messenger RNA of Scatophagus argus, 2217 nucleotides long. Its product is annotated as synapse differentiation-inducing gene protein 1-like. The transcript is spliced from 4 exons. Gene Ontology annotation, cellular component: intracellular membrane-bounded organelle; membrane. The record is from RefSeq and is a predicted model, not a curated record. Lineage: Eukaryota; Metazoa; Chordata; Actinopteri; Scatophagidae. Bases 628 to 1356 code for a protein of 242 amino acids.